AUGGCUACUAAACGCCCCAACUUCCUCAUCAUCGUUGCUGAUGAUAUGGGAUUUUCAGAUGCCGGGUGCUUCGGGUCCGAGAUUCGCACUCCCAGUAUCGACAAGUUAGCAAAAGAUGGCAUUCGCCUCACAGGCUUCCAUGCCGCGGCCGCAUGCUCUCCGACGAGAGCAAUGAUCCUCACGGGUACCGAUCAUCACAUUGCAGGCUUGGGCAACCUGAUUGAAUGGACGGAUUUCUCGGGGCAAAACUUCCCCAAAGGAAGCAAAUAUUCGACUGCUCCUCAAAGAGGCAUGCCGGGCUAUGAGGGGUACUUGAAUGCUCGAGUGGCUGCACUGCCCGAGAUCCUGAAAGAGGGAGGAUACCACACUGUCAUGGCUGGAAAGUGGCAUCUAGGACUCACCAAAGAGCGAAGUCCUCAGGCGCGGGGUUUUGACCGAAGUCUAGCCCUCUUGCCGGCGUGCUCAAAUCAUUACGACUGGAGACCGGAGGCCGACUUUCCAAAAUUCCUGGAGAAGAGCGUCAUUGCGUUGCACAUGGAGGACGACCACUAUGUCAAAGAUCUGCCAGAGGGAUGGUACUCGAGCGACGGAUAUGGAAGCCGAAUGCUACGCUAUCUGAAAGAAUGGAAAGAGGACAAGGAGCUGUCAAAGAAACCGUUCUUCGCAUAUUACCCAUUUUCGGCCCCUCAUUGGCCUCUCCAGGCCCCCAAGGAGUACGUUGAUCACUAUCGAGGUACUUACAAGGAAGGCCCAGAAGCUCUCCGUCAGGCACGGCUAAAGAAGCUGAUUGAACUUGGGAUGAUACCCAAAGAUGUCAAGCCCCAUCCAGUUGUCGCGGACGAGGUACCUGGGUGGGAUGAAAUGGAUGACUUUCACAAGAAGGCCUCUUCAUGUUCGAUGGAGGCGUACGCUGGGAUGGUCGAGUGCUUAGACCACAACAUCGGCAGAGUUACCGACUAUCUGGAAUCAAUUGGCGAGUUAGACAAUACCUACAUUAUGUUCUUCUCUGACAAUGGUGCUGAGGGAGCUGCAUACGAAGCAUAUCCUAUGGUGGCUGGUGAGCUGAUGGAACAUAUUGGCAAGUACUACAACAACUCGCUCGAGAACAUUGGCAACAAGGACAGUUUCGUCUGGUACGGCCCACGCUGGGCUCAAGCAGCAACUGCCCCAAGUAGACUGUACAAGGCAUAUACGACCGAGGGAGGCGUCCGGGUGCCUUGUGUUAUUCGAUAUCCGCCGAUACACAAAGAGCGAGCAGGCGAAAUCACCGAAACAUUUGCAACAGUGAUGGACAUUGCGCCAACACUACUUUCCCUUGCGGGCAUUCAGCACCCGUCUCCCGAGUGGAAUGGCCGACAGAUUGUACCCAUGCGAGGCAAGGAUAUGACACCGUGGCUCAGCGGAAAGCAAGAUCUAGUGCACGAUCCCAACGAGGCAUUUGGGUGGGAACUCUGUGGACGGGCUGCAAUUCGCAAGGGGCCGUGGAAAGCAGACUUUAUUCCUUUCCCCAAAGGCACCUCGGCAUGGCAGCUGUACGAUCUUUCCAAGGAUCCCGGAGAGACGGAAGAUCUGGCUACCAAGCACACAGAGAUUCUUAAGGAGUUGCUGGAUCUCUGGGAGAUUUAUUGCGAGGAGACCGGUGUGGUACCCUUGCAACCGGAACUUGGUGCACGCUUCCAUGAAGCCGUCGAGGCACAAAUGAAAGAAGGCGAAUGGAUCGAGUAUGAAUACUGGAAGCCAGGGGCAUUGGAAGAGAGGAGACGGCAAGAAUAUGUCAGAGAGAUCGCCAAGGUGAGUGAUCCCAGGAUCAAAGAGGCGGCCGGGGGUCAACCGGUCAAUGUAGCCGGUGCUUGA
Fonsecaea multimorphosa CBS 102226 is the source of this 1854-nucleotide messenger RNA. RefSeq lists its product as uncharacterized. Gene Ontology annotation, molecular function: arylsulfatase activity. The coding region runs from base 1 to 1854 and encodes 617 amino acids. The transcript has a single exon. Lineage: Eukaryota; Fungi; Ascomycota; Eurotiomycetes; Chaetothyriales; Herpotrichiellaceae. The record is from RefSeq and is a predicted model, not a curated record.